GAUACGGAUAUAAAGAGAUCAUCCCCCGCACCCGCCCCUCCAAUUGAACUCCCUACUCACUAUAUGUGAGAAUGGAGGAAUCGAUGAAGUAUUUCCCAUUUAGUUGCGUAGGUUUGACUUUAAUGGCCCAAUCGAACUAACAACCCCGCGAGUCAAUGAACAUUCGUCGUCUACUUUCCCUCCAACCAACGGUUCAUCAACUACCAUUCAAAAAAAAUUCCCUCUCUCUCUUCCCAACUUCUAAUUUGUCUCUUAAACAAUUUCAGACAAUACCCAGAUUUAGCGAACAACAUCAACCUGAUUUAUUCAUAAAUUUACCCCAAAAAAGCAUUCUUGUUUCAACCUUUAUACCCUUCUCUGAGCAUUUGUCACAUUGCUGUAAGACAAAGUCCCUUGGUCCUGGAUUACAAGUUCAUGCUCAAUUAACCAAAUCUGGUUUGUUGGUAGAUGCAAAACUUCGAAAUCAUUUGAUUAGUUUGUAUUCUAAGUGUCGAGUUUUCGGGUAUGCCCGGAAACUGCUCGACGAAAGUCCUGAACCAGAUUUAGUUUCUUGGUCAGCUAUUAUAUCUGGGUAUGUCCAAAAUGGGUUGUCGAAGGAAGCUCUUUUGGCUUUCCAGGAAAUGCACUCUUUGGGUAUUAUCUGUAACGAAUUUGCAUUCUCUAGUGUGCUCAAGGCUUGUGCCACUAGGGUGGAUUUGAGGUAUGGCAAGCAAAUUCAUAAGUUAGCAUUGGUUGCCGGCUUUGCAUCUGAUGAUUUUGUUGCAAAUACCUUGGUUGUUGUUUAUGCAAAAUGCAGAGAAUUUGAUGAUUCUAGGAGGUUGUUUGAUGAAAUUCCUGAAAGAAGUGUUGUUUCAUGGAAUGCUUUGUUUUCUUGUUAUGUUCAAGGAAAUUUUUUCGAAGAGGCAAUUUGUUUGUUUAAUGAAAUGGUUUCAACUAAUACUAGACCAAAUGAGUUUAGUUUAUCAAGUAUGUUGAAUGCCUGUGCAGGGAAAGGGGACGGUGAUUUGGGAAGAAAGAUUCACGGGUACUUGAUAAAGUUUGGACAUGAGGAAGAUCAGUUCUCGGCAAAUGCACUUGUUGAUAUGUAUGCUAAAGUGAGGGAAAUCAAAGAUGCUCUUCUUGUAUUUGAUAAUAUUUUGGAACCAGAUAUUGUAUCUUGGAAUGCCAUCAUUGCUGGAUCCGUGCUCCAGGAAGAACAUGUUUUGGCCUUGGAAUUGUUUGGUGAGAUGAACCAUCUGGGUAUAUAUCCAAAUUUAUUCACAUUAUCGAGUGCCCUGAAAGUAUGUGCAGGAUUAGGAUUGAAAGAGCUGGGUCGACAGCUUCACUCCACUUUGAUUAAGAUGGAUACAAAUGCGGAUUUAUUCACCGGAGUUGGUUUGCUUGAUAUGUAUUCAAAAUGUAAGUCGAUGGAGGAGGCAAAGGCUGUUUUCAUAUCAAUCUUAGAAAAGGACUUGAUUGCAUGGAAUGCUAUGAUCUCAGGUUACUCAUCAAAUGGAAACGACAAAGAAGCUUUAAGCAUUUAUGUUGAGAUGCAUAAAGAGGGAGUAAGUUUUAAUAAGACCACCUUAUCAGCAGUCCUGAAAUCCAUAACUAACUUGCAGAAUAUUGAAGUUUGUCAGCAAAUUCAUGCAAUUUCAUUAAAAUCAGGUCUUCAAUCUGAUGAUUAUGUUGUAAAUAGCCUUGUCGACUCGUAUGGAAAAUUUGGCAACAUAAAAGGCGCAGAAAAAAUCUUUCGAGAAUCCAGGAUAGGAGACUUGGCAUCUUUUACUUCCAUGAUCACGGCUUAUUCUCAGUAUGGGCAAGGUGAGGAAGCUCUAAAGCUUUUUAAGGAAAUGCAAAGUAUGAGUGUUUGGCCAGAUCCUUUUGUUUGCAGUGCUCUCCUAAAUGCUUGUUCAAAUUUAUCUGCAUAUGAACAAGGAAAACAGAUACAUGUUCAUAUACUAAAACUUGGAUACAUGUCUGAUACUUUUGCUGGAAAUUCCCUAGUUAACAUGUAUGCUAAGUGUGGAUGUAUAGAUGAUGCUACCCGUUCUUUCUCAAAGCUAAGUGAGAAAGGAAUAGUAUCAUGGUCUGCUAUAAUCGGAGGACUUGCUCAACAUGGGCACGGGAAAGAAGCCCUUCGAUUAUUUGAUCAGAUGAUCAAGGAUGGUGUUCACCCAAAUCAUGUUACUUUAGUCAGUGUCCUAUGUGCAUGCAGUCAUGCAGGUUUGGUUGAAGAAGCCAAAGAAUACUUCCAAUCAAUGGAUAAAUUAUAUGGCGUAGAACCCACUCAAGAACACUAUGCUUGUAUGAUUGAUAUCCUUGGCCGAGCUGGGAAAUUAGAUGAAGCAUUAGAACUUGUUAACAAAAUGCCGUAUGAAGCAAAUGGAGCAGUUUGGGGAGCGCUUCUUGGUGCUGCAAAAAUCCACAAGAACGUGGAGCUAGGGCAACGUGCAGCAGAGAGGCUUUUCAUGCUUGAACCAGAGAAAUCUGGGACACACAUUCUGCUGGCCAACCUAUAUGCAUCAGCUGGAAUGUGGGAAAAUGUAUCAGAUAUAAGGAAAAUAAUGAAGGAAAAUAAGGUGAAGAAGGAGCCUGGAAUGAGUUGGGUUGAGGUGAAAGACAAGGUUCACACUUUUAUCGUUGGAGAUAAAAGCCACCCCAGAAGUACUGAAAUAUAUGUAAAGCUGAAUGAGAUAAGGGAUCUCAUAAUAAAAGAAGGGUAUGUUCCUAUGCUAGAGAUUGAUCUCCACGAUGUUGAACGAAGCGAAAAAGAGCUACUGCUUCUUCAUCAUAGCGAAAAACUUGCUGUUGCUUUCUCACUUAUAGCAACUCCACCAGGUUCUCCCAUUAGAAUUAAGAAGAAUCUUCGGAUUUGCUUGGACUGUCAUACAGCUUUCAAGUUCAUCUGUAAAGUAGUCUCUCGAGAGAUUAUCGUAAGAGAUUUGAACAGGUAUCAUCAUUUCAAAGAUGGUUCAUGCUCUUGCCGUGAUUACUGGUGAUAUUGAAUUCCAGAAGAAUACAAGAAUCAUCCAAUAUGAUGUACAAAAGAAUGUCCUCUUAUCUUCGGAAAUGUUACCUUUGUUGUAUUGAUCAGAAACAGAGAUAUGUUUUGCUGUUUCUCAGCAAAUUCUGAAAUGAAAUGCUUUGAGAUGUCUUUUUACAUAGCUUCUCUGAGGAAUGAUAGUUUUAUCUUGGGAAUUUUACCAGAAGUGGGAAUAAGUAUAUUUUAAUCAUAGUUUAAUACA
Messenger RNA from Beta vulgaris subsp. vulgaris (sugar beet), 3227 nucleotides. Its product is annotated as pentatricopeptide repeat-containing protein At5g04780, mitochondrial. Gene Ontology annotation, biological process: RNA modification. Lineage: Eukaryota; Viridiplantae; Streptophyta; Magnoliopsida; Caryophyllales; Amaranthaceae. The record is from RefSeq and is a predicted model, not a curated record. The transcript has a single exon. The coding region runs from base 156 to 2981 and encodes 941 amino acids. Gene Ontology annotation, molecular function: protein binding; zinc ion binding; RNA binding.